AUGGUGCUCCAAAAGGCCAUCACUGCAGCCCGUGAGGGAGAUCUACAGGGCCUCCGGGAACUAGCUGAAACUGGAUGUCUGACUGCAGCCAUUGCGGAUGCUCAGGGGGCAGGACUAGUGCACCAUGCGGCUCGCUGUGGUCAGCUGGACUGCCUUCGAUUUAUGGUGACAGAGGCGGGGCUGGCGGCUGACACGAGGGCCCUUAAUGGGGCCACACCUGUCCAUGAUGCUGCAGCUACAGGUCACACCCGUGAACUACAGUGGCUUGUACAGGUUGCAGGAUGCAAUGCAAAGAGCCAGGAUUCAGGAGGGGCCACUCCACUCCACCUUGCUGCACGGUUUGGGAGGGUGGAUGCUGUCCACUGGCUGCUGGCUCAUGGAAAUGGAGCAGAAGUGGAAACAAACUGCGGUGCUCUUCCUGCACACUAUGCUGCAGCAAAGGGUGACCUCACCUGUCUGAAGUUGCUGAUUGAUCAAGCUCCAGGGUGUGUUAAUGGACAGACAAAUAUGGGUGCCACGCUGCUGUAUCUGGCAUGCCAGGAGGGACAUCUACAUGUUGUGGAAUAUCUGGUGAAAGACCGUGGGGCCGAUGUGCAUCUAAGAGCCCAAGAUGGCAUGACACCACUGCAUGCUGCAGCUCAUAUGGGCCACCAUGCACUGGUGGUAUGGCUUGCAUCCUUCACAGAUGUUAGCUUGUCUAGUCAAGAUAAUGAAGGGGCGACCGCUUUACAUUUUGCUGCCAGUGGAGGGCACCAUCGCAUCCUGGAGCGGCUGCUACAGAUGGGAUCAAAGGUCAAGAAGGAUUACUGGGGUGGCACACCUCUGCACGAUGCAGCAGAGAAUGGGGAGAUAGAGUGCUGUCGAAUCCUCCUAAGUCACCAGAACAGCCCAAAAGAGAGAGACGUAGACGGCUUCACAGCUGCAGAUCUGGCCGAAUACAACGGCCACUUUGAGUGUGCCAGAUACCUUCGCUCUGUGGAGAGAAAUCUCUGGGCAGCUGCUCAGCCUCUGGAGGAGAACUGUCCUAUAGAGGAAGAGCUGAGAGAGAAACCAGCUGUGUCACGGCAACCCAGCUCAGAUUAUUACAGACAGAUCACUAAUAUACAAAAAGACAUGGACAGUCUCAAGCACCCUGAGACAGAAGAUUCCCCUCAAGCUCAUUACCCCACUCCACCUCUCUCACCUCCUCCUCCCCCUACCCCCUCGGUCACUUCGCCUCCAUCCUCUACUUCACAUGGGAACACUUUUCAGCAUGUCCACAUGGCCACCAUGGUGGUGAAGAAUCUUAGCUCCAGUCCGCCUGAGAGUACGCCAGUACCAGAGAAAGUGAGACUGUUGAUGGGUAAAAUGAAACUGGGAGAUGUAAAAUCUAUCGCCAGCUCGAAGAAAUCUGGAUUGACAGUGGAUUUGACGGUUUCUAAUAAAAUGGUGGUGUUACCCACAGAGGAGGCUAAUUUGUCUGAUAUUGAUUACCUGGUACCCACCAAUGAUGAGAAGGGCAGACCUAUAGCAGAGUGGAAGAGACAGGUGAUGGUACGACAGCUACAAACCAGAUUAUUUGAACAGGAAACUCAGAGAAUGAAGGAGAAUGGUAGUAGAUAUGAAAAAAUGGACAGUUGGAGGUUCUCCCAGGCUCACAAUGCCAUCCUGGGCCCAUUUGGAGAGCUUCUAACAGAGGAUGACCUCAUUUAUCUGGAGAAGCAAAUUAAGAGUGUAUCCAUGCAAAAAAACUGUGAGGGCUAUGAAAUGGAACUUGCUCGUCUGGCUGAAGAACUACGGAACAUUCUCCCGACACCCAUAGUCAACAUCACCGUCAACACCCAAUACAGGAACCUCUCUACACAGACUCCCUUGCCAGUUUGGUGCAACCGUAUUUCAGGCAUUGUGAAGAGUAUGUCACUGCUAAUGACCAACCUAACAGACCAGCCCUACUGCAAAAUGCCAAACACUGAGCUUGUGAAUGUCUUCUCUCAGGCUUCAGAGAGACAAGUCUCCAAAAGAGGCAGGAGGGAGAAGAUAGAAAACGAGAUCCACCAGUUUGGGGUAUCGGUGAGGAAUCUGAAGGACAACUUCGAGAAUCAGAAUGCUUCCUCAUUAGAGGGCUCAGAGAGUACAGAGUCAUUGAGUACAAAAGAACAAGGGUUGAAAAUAGAAGUAGAAAAUGGAUCAGAUAAGGACUCUCAAAAUCAUGUACAAAGACCAGAGGCUGAUCAGAGUAAUGAUUCCGGUACAGACUAUAUUGACAUCAGUGAUGUUAUAGAAAGUACGAGCCUGCGCAAGGAACGUAUUGUGGUCUUGUUCCUUGGACACUGGAAGAAGUCCGCUUACACUGUAACCUUGAAAAACGCCCAUAGGAAGCAAAGUAUUGAUUCACUGGAGAUGCCCAAGAAACCAAAGUGUGAACGCAAAGCUAGUUUGGAUAUAUCUCAGAAGAGGACCAUGGAGAAUGGUAAAUUAGGGCACUUCUUCAAACAGAGAAGUGCUAUCAACAAGAUGAUUGGGAACUGGAGAAGCAUGAUCUCGUUUGUACCAUCACGGCAGAUCCGAAGACUCAACCGGCAACAGGCCAUUUACUCACCUGAGCAGUUCCUGCCCCGUGUGGAUGGAUCUCCUGUUGACUAUGACACACUGACCCUGGACCUCUUCAUGCUUGGCUACUUCCACAUACUGGAGCUGGAUUUGCCAGCAGAUGAGAGGAAAAUGAGACAUCUGCUUUGCUUUGAAGUUUUUGACCAUGUGGGUCGGUUCACCUGGGAGAGAGUCAGGGAUUUCCACAAGGCUGUAAUUCAGGACAUUGAGGCUGGAAACCGGGAAUGGAAGGAUGGAUUUGAGGACAUUAAAGUUAAGUUUUUUGGGGACGGAUCAGGCCAACCAGAGCUUGAACAAUCAGAGCAGACCACAACAGUAGAAACGAGGCCCGUGCCUAAAGUCAUCAUUCAGACACCCACCCCAGAUGAGGGAGAUGUUCUGAGAAAUGGUCCAGAUAUUGGUAGUCUGAGUAAUGAUGAGAUUUGUCAAUAUAUUGACCGUAGUUUUGCUUUUUGGAAAGAAAAGGAGGCUGAGAUAUUUGACUUUGAAGAAUGACAAUAAGCUUUUCUUUUUUUCUUUUUCUUUUUGUGGAAACAAACAUAUACUGUAGACUUCACUGUCUGUAUAAACUACAUUUCUUUUCUUUCUGGAUUUGCUGUAGAUAUGGUACCAAUAUGUAUACAGUUUGACAGUUUGGUAUACUUUUUGCUAAUCUUAUCCUCAAUGGAGUUCAUUGAAAGACUACCAUAAACUGACAUGUUUGUUACUCUGUUUUGAAGCUUUGUAAAAAUUAUCAAAAUGUGAAGCUAUUUUAUUGAAGUUUUCGUUUCUCUUAGAGGAU
Myxocyprinus asiaticus (Chinese sucker) is the source of this 3370-nucleotide messenger RNA. It is a transcript of the gene espnla, whose product is annotated as espin like a. The record is from RefSeq and is a predicted model, not a curated record. Gene Ontology annotation, cellular component: cytoplasm. The coding region runs from base 1 to 3084 and encodes 1027 amino acids. Gene Ontology annotation, biological process: actin filament bundle assembly. Gene Ontology annotation, molecular function: actin filament binding. NCBI's taxonomy places the organism in Eukaryota, Metazoa, Chordata, Actinopteri, Cypriniformes, Catostomidae. The transcript has 10 exons.